ACCAUUAAGGUCUCGGCCUCUUCUCUGAAUCCAAAGCAUUUUUACUUGGUCUUGUCUCGGUAUCAGACUGGGUGGACUCCAGAUUUUCAAAAAAGACCGGUCAAGAUCACCACUGAGUUUUUCCACGUCAUCACUGUGAUUAGAAGGAAAAUGCCUCUGUCUAAAAGAUUAAAUGACUUCAAUUCAUUUGAAGUUUGUUUUUUAUCCCUCGGUUACAUCCACAACUUUCCCGGUGUUAUGGUCUAAGUGAGUGACAGGCCCCCUAAACACAAGAUGAUGAUUUCGUAGUAAUGUAGUAACAGCAUUCUCAAGAAAAGAGAGUCAGAUAACAUCCUGCUGAUAAAGAAAGGUGGAUUUACGACUUCCCACGUGUCACGCCUCUGUCACGGACAUUUAAAGCUGCUACUGCACAUCAUCACGUCAUUCACACCAGAGAGCUGAAGCUGGACUGACUGUAAUCAGAGAGCAAUAUCAAGAGGAAACAUCUGCUUGACUAAGUCAUCUUCAGAAAACGACUGAGAGGAAGAAACAGCAGAAAGAUGAGUGCUGCUCAGAGUCAAACCACACUGGAGUCCCUGCAGUGCCACUUCACCUGGGACCUGGACCGCAGCAGGCCAGAACUGUUACGCCUCACGCACAAGAUGGAGGACUUCAGCACAGAGGAGGGAAACAAAUGGCUGGGCCACAUUUACAACCUGUGGGGGUUCAUUCAGUAUAAGCUGGGGUUAAAUGAAGAGGCUAAGAGUUUGUUCCAGAAGGCUGCAGAAACCCUCAACAAGCUAAGAGAUGCAGAUGAGGGUCCUUGGUUAGUUGUGAACUACGGGAACCUGGCCUGGCUGCACCACCACCUGGGAGAUCUAGUAGAGAGUCAGGCUUACCUGUCAAAGAUUGAUGCCCUGAUGGAAAAAUACCCAUCUCCAUCCCAGGACGAGCUCCAUCCAGAGAUCUACGCUGAAAAGGCCUGGACCCUGAUAUACUUUGGAAAGGAUAGGAAGCUGGUUGUUGAUUACUACGAGAAAGCUGCCAGGAUGCAGCCGGACAUGGUGGAGUGGAACACCGGCUAUGUCUUAGCGUUAGUUGAUGAUCAUGAGCAUAACCACAACACAAACCUAGACCCUGACCUCUUGGAGAAAAUGAGACAAGCCAAGGAACAGGAUCCAGAGAACUUGUACCUCGCUGUGCUCUACCUUGAGCAACUUGCUAAUAAAAGAGGACCCAUUAAAGAUGAAGUCUGUGAGUUGGUUGGAAAUGUGAGCACUCUGUGGUGCAGUGGCAGUGGCAUGUGGGCCUUACUAAACCUUUACAUAAAAUACAUAACAGUUGAUGACGCCAUUGAUUUGGCAGAGAAAGUUCUGAAAGAACAUCCAGAUGUGCGUUAUCUGAAGAAAUGUGUUGCGCUCUGCUACAGAUGGAAGAUUAUUUAUAAAAGCAGAAAUUGCCCUGAUGACACGGUGGACAGAGCAAUCGCUCUCCACGAGGAGUUGCUCUCUCUUUACCCUCAUGCUGCACUCAAAAAGGAAACAGAUCUCGCAUCUAUCUAUGCAAAGUCAAGUCACAGCAAGGCCAAAGCUGAGCAGAUAUUUCAGAAGCUGCUCGACAAUGAACCUGCAGAACCUGCCGACAAACAGAUGCUUUACAACAUAUAUGCAAAUCAUUUAUAUUUUAAUCGAGAAGACCACCACAGGUCGGUACAGUAUCACAUGAAGGCAGCAGCAAUACCAGAAAAAUCCUACUUCCAUGACAACAGCAUGAGAAUCCUGAAAAAUUUAGGCAAAUUUAGGGGGAACAAUUAUGUCCAAGCAAAAGAAAACAACAACUAAUUUUUACAAAGGCGUAUUGCUUCCACGUGGUAAUAAAGAGCAACAGAAUCCUGGAGAAGAAUGAAAAACAGGAGGGGGGACAAUUCUGCCAGGGUGUCCAAAAAAUAAGGAUAAAAACUGACUAAAAACAAAUUUCCUGCCCUUCAAAACUAUUUGAAGUAAAUUAAAGGAAGGUUUAUUUUUAUUAUUUUCUUAAUUAUUUUUAUUUUAUUUUAUUUUAUUCGUUUAUUUAGAGAUAGGACAGUGGAUAGAGUUAGAAACAGGGGAGAGAGAGAGAGUUGGGAACGACUUCCUAAUUCAGGACGGAGUUCCCUUCAUGACAUCACAAAGGGCAGUAACCCCUCCCCCAGGUGGGUGACACUCCCACAGCUAGGUGUUUGUUCUG
Molecule: messenger RNA, 2205 nt
Organism: Labrus bergylta (ballan wrasse)
Lineage: Eukaryota; Metazoa; Chordata; Actinopteri; Labriformes; Labridae
Source: RefSeq, a predicted model, not a curated record